Clarias gariepinus (North African catfish) is the source of this 3667-nucleotide messenger RNA. It is a transcript of the gene kif11, whose product is annotated as kinesin family member 11. The record is from RefSeq and is a predicted model, not a curated record. The coding region runs from base 185 to 3382 and encodes 1065 amino acids. Lineage: Eukaryota; Metazoa; Chordata; Actinopteri; Siluriformes; Clariidae. Gene Ontology annotation, biological process: microtubule-based movement; mitotic spindle assembly. Gene Ontology annotation, molecular function: microtubule binding; plus-end-directed microtubule motor activity; ATP binding. Gene Ontology annotation, cellular component: spindle microtubule; nucleus. The transcript is spliced from 23 exons.
GGAGCCUGUUGCUGUUCAGUGCUGCGAGGGUUUGCAGAGUCUGGAGUUGACCGUGUGCUCUAAAGAUAAAGAUUUAAUUCUACCUUUAAUUCACCCCGUGUGGCGACACCAGCGGGGGCAAGUCGUUGGUUGAAUUUAAUCAGUGAAGGUAAAACUGGAUAAGUCCAGAAGAGGCUCUCUGACCAUGUCUAAUCUCAUACCUGUGACCAAGAAAGAUGAAAAGGGCCGAAACAUCCAAGUAGUGGUGAGAUGCAGGCCUUUCAAUGCAGUUGAGCGAAAGUCAAACUCGCAUGGAGUGGUGGAGUGUGACUCAAGUCGGAAAGAGGUGACGGUCCGUACCGGAAAUGUCACUGACAAAACCGCCAGGAAAAUGUACACCUUUGACAUGGUAUUUGGUCCAUCUGCCAAGCAGAUAGAUGUGUACAGGAGUGUAGUGUGCCCUAUACUGGAUGAAGUAAUUAUGGGUUAUAACUGCACCAUCUUUGCGUAUGGACAGACGGGCACAGGAAAAACCUUCACGAUGGAGGGUGAAAGGACACCUAAUGAGGAAUUUACCUGGGAGGAGGAUCCUCUAGCUGGUAUCAUCCCUCGUACUCUCCACCAGAUCUUUGAGAAGCUAACGAGUAACGGCACAGAGUUCUCAGUGAAGGUUUCCCUGCUGGAGAUCUAUAACGAAGAGCUGUUCGACCUCCUCAGCCCUUCACCAGACGUCACAGAGAGGUUGCAGCUGUUUGACGACCCCAGGAACAAGAGAGGUGUUAUUGUUAAGGGACUCGAGGAGAUAACUGUACAUAACAAAAAUGAGGUCUAUCAGAUUCUUGAAAGAGGUGCAGCCAAGAGGAAGACUGCAUCCACACUGAUGAACGCUUACUCCAGUCGUUCCCACUCCGUGUUCUCCGUCACCAUACACAUGAAGGAAAUUACACUGGAUGGAGAGGAGCUGGUGAAGAUUGGAAAAUUAAACCUGGUGGAUCUCGCAGGUAGUGAAAACAUCGGCCGUUCUGGAGCAGUGGACAAGCGUGCACGCGAGGCAGGAAACAUUAACCAGUCACUGUUGACGCUCGGUCGUGUGAUCACAGCUCUGGUAGAACGCGGCCCCCAUGUGCCCUACCGUGAGUCCAAACUCACCCGUAUCCUUCAGGAUUCACUGGGAGGACGUACCAAGACCUCCAUCAUUGCCACCGUCUCUCCAGCUUCCAUCAACUUGGAGGAGACUCUCAGUACACUGGAUUAUGCUAACAGGGCAAAGAACAUCAUGAACAAGCCAGAAGUGAACCAGAAACUCACCAAGAGAACCCUGAUCAAGGAAUACACAGAGGAGAUUGAGCGUCUGAAGAGGGAUUUGGCUGCCACACGGGAAAAGCAUGGUGUCUAUCUCUCAGCUGAGAACUAUGAGAGUAUGAACAGUAAACUGGUGAGUCAGGAAGAACAGAUCACAGAGUAUACAGAGAGGAUUGCAGCGGUGGAGGAGGAACUCAAGAGGAUGAUGGAGCUGUUCACAGACAAUACUCAGAAGCUGGAAAAGUGCAAUGAGGACCUGCAGGACAAGAGCCAGCAACUGCAGGAGGCCCACAAGGAUCUGAAGGAGACCAGACAGAGACUCACUCAGGAGGAGUUCAUCACCACUCAGCUGCAGACCACCGAGAACCAGCUGUACAACACUGCUGGCCAGCUGCUGAGUACAGCGGACGUGAGCACGGCGGACGUGGGAGGUCUGCAUGCUAAGCUGCAGCGGGUGAAGGCUGUGGAGCAGCACAACACCACAGCUCAGAGCAACUUCGCCCAGAGCAUGGAGCAGAGCUGCGGCAGCAUACAAAGAUCGCUGCAGGAGCACAGUCUUAAACAUGCUGCCAUGCUCGAUUAUUACCGCCAUGCCAUGGGGCAACUUCUUGGAGGAACUGGCCGUGCUUUUGAGGAGGCUAUGGGCUCCAUAGUGCGUUCCUACACCACUGUCCGAGAGGCGGUGAAGGAAGGAGUGGACGAUUGUAAGGCCAAGCUUCUGCAACAGGAGGGGCUCACAGUCGGAAGCAGAGACACCGUGCUGGAAAUGCUGGACAAGCAUAAACUUAAUCUUGAUGAGGUUCUAAUCGGAGAAGUGAUUCCCGCGAUCAGAUCAAUUAUGGAUGUGAACGAUGGCUUAAAACAGACCCUGCAGAGAUGCAACGUGCUGGCUGGACAGAUGGAGGGAAUGAAGACUGAGAUGGCUGUCUUUUUCAGUGGCCACGUGGAGGCGCUGGCGAGCAUGCGGGAGACCGCUGUGCAGGGCUUCGCUUCCCUCCAGGCUGAGCACAGCAAGCUGAAAGAGCAGAUCAACCAGGCCAGCAACCAACACGAAACACGUGUAGCGCAGCUCCUUCGGUGUGUCCAGGACCAGAUAAACCUCCUGGCACUAGAUACACAGUCUGACUUUAAGGGGCUACAGGAGGCAGCAGAUACACAGCGAACUCCCAUGGAGACUCUGAAAAUCACAAUACAGAGCAAAUGCACUGAGGCUGAACAGGAGAGCUCGUCAGUCGGCGCUCGAUUAAGUUCCUGUGCAGAUGGAGUGAUAAAGGAGAUGAGCGAAGUUGCAGGGGAGGGACGCACAGCAUUGGAUGAAGGUGCUGGUUACUGUGGCCUCCUUCAGCGCUCUCUGGAGUCGGUGUCUGACUCGAGCAUUCAAUGGUGUCAACAGGCCAGAGACCUGACUGAGAGACGUGCUGAAGAACAGCUGAACCUCUUGGAGGAGAACAAAGCUGCAGCACAUGAGCUUCUGAAGGGUGUAGAGGAGCGCGGUCAGGCCUCAGUAGAGGAGUGCCGAACUCGCCUCGCUCCAGUACAGCAAGAAAUGGAAAUGCUCUUGAAAGGAGUGGAAGGGCAGACGGUUAAAGAUCGGGCAAUCCUGCAGCAGCACAGAGAAGAGCUCUUGACUUUUGCAACACAAGCACUUAAUACAGUCAACCACUUCCUGAAUGAUGAACUCCAGCAGGAUCUGCCUACUGGCACGACGCCGAAACGUAAGGAGUAUGUGUACCCACGUGUAUUGGCGCCACUGAGGAGCAGAACAGAGCUCGAAGAGGAGUUUCGAGUUCAGCAGGAGCAGCUGAUGAGCGCAUUCGUUCAGUGUGAAAUCCUCACUGAGGGAGAGGAGGAGGAGAAACCUGUAGACCAGGACUCUCUGGAGGAUGAAGUGUACAGCUCCAGUGACAGUAACUCGACACAGCAGUCUAUACCAGAUGAGAAUCUGAUUUGCUACGAGGAGGGAAGGGUUCCCUUUUUUAAGAAAAAGUCAAAAAAAGAAAACCCCAGCAGCAAGUCCCUGAACCGCUCAAAGGUAGCUGAAAACGAGGCCACGGUCACUCCUCCUCGAUCUAGAUUACCCCUCAGGUCCCAAAAUCAGUGAUGACUCCAUUUCCUUUUUUUUUUUUUUUUUUUAAACUCAGUUACCUGUAGAGACUUGAGCUACUUAUUAUACUUAUAUAUACUGCAUCUUUAUUUUAACCAUUUUUUUUUUUGUACAUGAAUUUAAAUAUUCAUUUAUGUUUGCAUCUUCAUUUUCUGUCACUGUUUUUAAUGUUGUGUAUGUUCAGGAUGUCGUGUACCUUUUUAUUUGUUCUUCACUUGAAUACAAUGUGUAUUGGUGUGUUUUCAUGUUUAAAAAGUAAGAAUGAUUGCUGAUUAAGGAUUG